This is a messenger RNA of Dromaius novaehollandiae (emu), 6004 nucleotides long. RefSeq names its product signal induced proliferation associated 1 like 3 (gene SIPA1L3). The transcript has 23 exons. Gene Ontology annotation, biological process: regulation of small GTPase mediated signal transduction; activation of GTPase activity; establishment of epithelial cell polarity. NCBI's taxonomy places the organism in Eukaryota, Metazoa, Chordata, Aves, Casuariiformes, Dromaiidae. Bases 703 to 5922 code for a protein of 1739 amino acids. Gene Ontology annotation, molecular function: protein binding; GTPase activator activity. Gene Ontology annotation, cellular component: plasma membrane; Golgi apparatus; cytoplasm. The record is from RefSeq and is a predicted model, not a curated record.
CCGUGGCCCCGCCCCCGCGGCGUGCACUCCCUCCCUUCAGUCGCCUCGCGCCCGGCUCCGGGGUGCCCUCGCGCCGCUGCCGCGCCGCUAUUGGCCCGUGUCCUCGCGCCGCUGUUGCCAGUUCAGAGCCUUUCCUCAAGUUUUGACCCGGCUGAUGACGGCACUUCUAUCCCUGCAAUCGUUGGGCGAACGCUGCAGGAAACCUCUCUUGUCGGCUGUCUCGCCCCGGAAAGCUCCCGUCGGGUGAAGGGGAGUCUCCGAGCCCGGGCCCCGCGCGCGUUGCCGCGCGGCCUCGGACGAGAGCGGUCCCCGUCGCCGCACGCCCAGUGCGAGGGAGCUUUGCCACGGACGCUGGGCGGACGGAGUAGAGGAGCCGGAAGCCUGGACGGCCUGGGAGACGCCGCGGAGCGCCGCUGCGGCCCGGCUGGCGUGAGCCCCGCGGGGACGAGCCCGCGGCCGUGACGGGGACGAGCCCGCGACGCGGAGGAGCCCCCGGCCGCGACGCAGAGGAGCCCCCGGCCGCGACGCGCAGCAGCCCGAGCCGGCAGCCAUGGGGCAGCCGCGUCCUGAGGCCGGGCGCCGCGGGGCCUCGCUCUGCAGCCGCCUGCCCGCCACCCCCAGCAACGGCUGAGGCCGCGCCGCGGCGGCGGCGAUGAGCGGCGCCUUGGCCCCGGCACCCAGGCUCGGCUCCCCGCUCGGACCAUGACCUCCUACCGCCCCGCGCAGCUCGACGGCGCGGACCCGGCCGCCGCCGCCGCCCCCAAGGACGGGCCGCCCGGCGCCCGGCCCGCCGACUACUACCCGCCGGGCUACCGGGCGCAGAACGGCAGCGUGCCGCAGGCGGGCGCCGAGGGCCCCGCCGCCCCCCGCCCCGCCGCCGCCGCCGCCACGCCGGCCGUGCCCAAGAUGGGGGUGCGCGCCCGCAUCGCCGACUGGCCCCCCAGGAGGGAGGCGCCGAAGGAGCCGGCCGCGCCGAGCCCCGGCAGGGAGGCGGAGGCGGCCGCCGGCAGGGACGUCGCCGUGCCCCGCGGCCUCCAGAACGGGCAGCAGCCGGGCGGCGGCGGCGGCGGCGGGGGGCUCAGAGCCCUGCACCGCCUGGCCCGGCGCAGGUCCAAGGACGUGGAGUUUCAGGAGGGCUGGCCGCGGUCGCCGGGCCGGGGCUUCGCCCCGCUGCGCCACAGGAGCAGCAGCGAGAUCACGCUCAGCGAGUGCGACGCCGAGGAGCCGCUGGAGCCGCGGGGGGCGAAGCUGGCGGGCGGCGCGCCGCUCUUCCGCGAGUACGGCAGCACCUCCUCCAUCGACGUGCAGGGCAUCUCGGAGCAGAGCUUCUUCGACAUGCUCAACGAGUUCCGCAACAAGAAGCCGGACCCGCGGGCCGCGACGCCCGAGCGCCUGGGCGAGCUGCUCCGCGCGGACCCCGCCGGCGCCCCCGGCCUCUACCCGCCCGGCGCCGCCAAGGCGGAGGCCAGGAACGGGCCGGCGCUGCCCCGCGACGAGCUGCCCUCGCAGCCCAAGGAGAAGCCGCGCAAGAAGGGCCCCAAGGGGGAGGCGGGCGGCGACUCCAUCUUCAAGAAGCUGCGGAGCAGCCGCAACGAGGGGGAGCCCGGGAAGGGGCCGGCGGAGGCGGAGGAGGGCCGGGCGCCCGAGGCCGGCAGGGCCUGGGUGUGCCAGAAGAGCUUCGCCCACUACGACGUGCAGAGCAUGCUCUUCGACCUCAACGCCGUGGCCGCCGCCCGCGCCGUGGUGGCCCAGCGGCGGAACACCACCACGGGCGCCUCGGCCGCCUCGGCCGUCUCCGCGGCCCUCUCGCGCGCCUACGGGCUGGGCGGGCUGGACCCCGCCUUCGCCAGCACCGAGGACCUCAACUACAAGGAGAACCUGGAGCACGACCUGGGGGACAACAACAGCAACGAGCUGCUGCUCAGCUGCCCCCACUUCCGCAACGAGAUCGGCGGCAUGAGCGAGCGCAACGUCAGCUUCUCCAAGGCCUCGGCCGGCUCGCCCGGCGGCCCGGCGGCCGACGGCGGCUUCCUGGAGCCCUGCCUCAGCGUGCACUGCACCAACGCCAGCAUCUCCGUGCUGGAGCUCCCCAGGGAGCUGCAGAGGAACCCCGGCCGGCUCAGGCACUACAGCGUCGAGCACGUGGACCUCGGGGCCCGCUACUACAGGGACCACUUCCACGGCAAAGAGCACUCCAACUACUUCGGGGUGGACGAGAAGUUGGGCCCGGUGGCCGUGAGCAUCAAGCGGGAGAAGCUGGAGGAUCACAAGGACCACGGCCCCCAGUACCAGUACCGGAUCAUCUUCCGGACCAGCGAGCUCGUCACCCUGCGCGGCUCCAUCCUCGAGGACGCCACUCCCACCGCCACCAAGCACGGGACGGUCCGCGGGCUCCCGCUCAAGGACGCGCUGGAGUAUGUGAUCCCCGAGCUCAACAUCCACUGCUUGCGGCUGGCCAUGAGCACGCCCAAGGUCACGGAGCAGCUCCUGAAGCUCGACGAGCAAGGGCUCUGCCGGAAGCACAAGGUGGGCAUCCUGUACUGCAAAGCCGGCCAGAGCUCGGAGGAGGAGAUGUACAACAACGAGGAAGCGGGGCCCGCCUUCGAGGAGUUCCUCUCGCUCCUCGGCGAGAAGGUGUGCCUGAAGGCCUUCAGCAAGUACGCUGCCCAGCUGGACACCAAGACCGACUCCACGGGCACCCACUCGCUGUACACCACCUACCAGGACUACGAGAUCAUGUUCCACGUCUCCACCAUGCUCCCGUACACCCCCAACAACAGGCAGCAGUUACUGAGGAAGAGGCACAUAGGAAAUGACAUAGUCACAAUCAUCUUUCAAGAGCCCGGCGCAUUGCCCUUCACUCCCCAGAAUAUCCGAUCGCACUUCCAGCAUGUCUUUAUCAUUGUCCGCGUCCACAACCCUUGCACUGAUAAUGUUUGUUAUAGUGUGGCUGUGACCAGAUCCAAAGACGUCCCGCCCUUCGGGCCCCCCAUCCCCAGCGGCGUUACCUUCCGCAAGUCCGACGUCUUUAGAGACUUCUUGCUGGCCAAGGUGAUCAACGCGGAGAACGCCGCCCACAAGUCGGACAAGUUCCACACCAUGGCCACGCGGACCCGGCAGGAGUACCUGAAAGACCUGGCCGAGAACUGCGUCACCAACACGCCCAUCGACUCCACUGGGAAGUUCAACCUCAUCUCGCUCGCCUCCAAAAAGAAGGAGAAGACGAAAGCCCGGGCGGGAGCGGAGCAGCACAGCGCGGGAGCCAUUGCGUGGCGCGUCUCCGCGCAGGACUUUGCCCAGGGAGCGGAGAUAGACUGCAUCUUGGGUAUCUCCAAUGAGUUCAUCGUCCUGCUCGAUCUGAGCACCAAGGAGGUGGUGUUCAACUGCUUCUGUGGGGACGUGAUCGGCUGGACCGCAGACACUUCCACCAUCAAGAUCUUCUAUGGCCGCGGGGACCAUAUUUUCAUCCGGGCAGCUGAGGGCGGCCCCGAUGACAUCAAAGAGAUCGUGCAGAGGCUCAAGGUUAUGACCUCCGGCUGCGAGACCGUGGACAUGACCUUGCGGAGGAACGGGCUGGGCCAGCUGGGCUUCCACGUGAAGUACGACGGCACCGUGGCCGAGGUGGAGGACUACGGCUUCGCCUGGCAGGCCGGCCUCCGGCAGGGCAGCCGGCUGGUGGAGAUCUGCAAGGUGGCCGUGGUGACGCUCACCCACGACCAGAUGAUCGACCUGCUGCGGACGUCCGUCACCGUCAAGGUCGUCAUCAUCCCGCCGCACGAGGACGGGGCGCCGCGCAGGGGAUGGGCCGAGUCGUUCGAGACGAGCGGCAUGGAGCACAAGGGCGAGCCGGAGAGCGUGCCGGCCGGCUACCGGCCCCCGUACCGCAGCAACUCCGCCUGGCAGUGGAGCGGCCCGGCCUCGCACAACUCGGCGCCGGCGGGCAAGUGGUCCGAGCCGCCGGCCCUCGGGCACGGCCAGUCCCUCAGCCGUGCCCCCAAGCAGACCGCCACCGUGCCCUACCGCGAGCCGCAGCCCCUGCACAGCAAGAGGCCGGUCAGCUUCCCCGAAACCCCCCACCCCACCUCGUCCUCGCCGGCCGGAGCAGAGAGGGUCCAGCCCUACCGGCAGCCCUCGGGCAGCUUCUCCACCCCAGGCACCGGCGGAGCCGCCUACGCCCGCUAUAAGCCGUCUCCGGAGAGAUACGCGGCCUCGCAGCGCCCGCUGCUGCCCUUCGAGCCGCACGCCGGCCACGACGCGGCCUCCAGCGGCGACUCCUCGUCCGGGGGGCUCACCAGCCACGAGAGCACCAUGGAGAGGCACAAGCCGGAGCCGCUGUGGCACGUGCCGGCGCAGUCCAGGCUCCCCGCGGCGGCGGGGGGCGGCGGGAGCAAGCGGCCCGGCCGGCAGGAGCUGGCGGGCAAGGACUCGCCCAACCGGCAUUCGAAGGGCGAGGCGCAGUACUCGAGCCACUCCAGCAGCAACACGCUGUCCAGCAACGCCUCCAGCAGCCACAGCGACGAGCGCUGGUUCGACGGCACCGACGCCGCCGAGCCCGAGCCGGACCCGCUCUGCAAAGGCGGCUCCAGCGACAGCGGCAUCGACACCGCGCUCUACGCCUCCAGCCCCGGCGGCCCCAAGCCCUGCCGCCCGGCGCCGGCGCGCGACAAGCUCCCCAAGGCGCCCUACGCCGCCCCGCACGAGAACGGCGCCCGCCCCGCCGACAAGAAGAGAGAGCCGUCGCCCACCGUCAGCGCCGGCAGCCAGGGCAAGGGCUACCGGCCCAAGCUGUACGCGCCGGCGGCCGGCACGGCCGCGGCCCCCGGCAGCAGCCCCGACCCCUUCAAGCAGCCCGGCAGCCUCAACCCGCGGCCCGGUUAUCCCGCUUACAAAGCGCCCGUGGCCGAGACGCCCCGGCCCGCGCACGCCUCCCAGCCCGGCUCCUUCCAGCUCUCGGCCUCGGUGCCCAAGUCCUUCUUCUCCAAGCAGACGGUCAGGAACAAGCACGCCUCGGGGUGGAAGCGCCCCGACGACGCUCCCGCCCGCCCCGCCGCCUUCUCGGACCCCAAGAAGCAGGUGGACGUGACCACCAAGAACGUCUUCGGGCAGCCGCGGCUGCGGGCCUCGCUGCGGGACCUCCGCUCGCCCCGCAAGAGCUACAAGUCCACCAUCGAGGACGACCUCAAGAAGCUCAUCAUCAUGGACAGCUCGGCCCCGGAGCCGGAGCGGGACGGGUCCCCGCAGAAAGCCCUGCAGCGGACGCUGUCGGACGAGAGCCUGUGCAGCGGGCGGCGGGACGCGGGCUAUGCCAGCGCGGCCUGCUUCGAGCCGGCGCUGGCCAGCGACGUCCUCUUCACCAGCGCCUACCCGUCCAGCACCCUGCCCACCCGCCGGCAGCACCCGCCGGCCGGCAACGGCAGCCUCCCCGAGAAGAAGUCCACGAUUUCCGCCUCCGAGCUGUCCCUGACGGACUCGCGGGACAAGCCCAUGCGGCGCAUCGACCCGGGCAUGAUGCCGCUGCCCGACACGGCGGCCGGGCUCGAGUGGUCCAGCCUGGUCAACGCGGCCAAGGCCUACGAAGUGCAGAGAGCCGUCUCGCUGUUCUCCCUCGCCGACUCGGCGCUGAGCCCCGAGAGCCCCGUGCACCUGGGCCCGGAGCGGCAGCCCACGGCGCGCAGCACGCCCACCAUGAGCGAGGAGCCGCCCCUGGACCUGACGGGGAAGGUCUACCAGCUCGAGGCCAUGCUGAAGCAGCUGCACAGCGACCUGCAGAAGGAGAAGCAGGACAAGGUGGUGCUGCAGGCGGAGGUGGCCAACCUGCGCCAGAACAACCAGCGGCUGCAGGAGGAGUCGCAGACGGCCAACGAGCAGCUCCGCAAGUUCGCCGAGAUCUUCUCCAGCGCCGUGGAGAAGAAGGAGCUGUGAGGGGGGGCCGCGAGCCCCCCCCCCCCCCCGCCACACGCCGGGGCCCCCCGGGCUGCGACGGAUGCACGGACGCACGGACGCA